This is a messenger RNA of Pseudovirgaria hyperparasitica, 3379 nucleotides long. RefSeq lists its product as uncharacterized. The transcript has 2 exons. Lineage: Eukaryota; Fungi; Ascomycota; Dothideomycetes; Acrospermales; Acrospermaceae. Gene Ontology annotation, cellular component: nucleus. Gene Ontology annotation, molecular function: RNA polymerase II transcription regulatory region sequence-specific DNA binding. Bases 472 to 2943 code for a protein of 823 amino acids. The record is from RefSeq and is a predicted model, not a curated record. Gene Ontology annotation, biological process: transcription antitermination; transcription elongation by RNA polymerase I; DNA-templated transcription.
CCCUCGCUGUCCACAACUCCGCUUUGUCGAGGUCGCUAUCUCACCUGCAGCUUUCCAACCUCGUUAUACUUUCACCACCACUACCACUCCACCAACUUUUCAUCAUCUUCAACUCUACACAUCCGGUUUCGCAUGCUGCGCUCUUGGAGAUUACCUCCACCUUUGAAUUCAAGGUUCGUUUGCUCGUGUGACAAUCUCUGUUGUCGCGUCGAGCCCCAAUCGUAGCUUCUUUGCAGAGACGCUCAAGGUCGCCACGCGUCGCGCGCAUUGGUCUUUAUCGGAACGACCAUAUAGGGGGUCUGACCUGCGUGUAGGGAGUCAGGAUUGACGGACUCUGAUAUUGGUGGUCUUGCGCAUUGUCUUGUGCUUGCGCCCUGUUUGUAGCUCAGAGCUUGAAGUUUGAGAGAUCGCGUACUAUAAAUAUAAUCGCCACCUGCCAGUGAUUUCCGCGUACAGUUCAUUUCCUUCGCCAUGGCUGACGAACCACGUCGCUCUGGCCGAGCCACCAAAGGCCAGCACACAAAACUUGACGAGGAAGAGAAAGCGACAGCUAUCCCUGCGAAGAGCAAGGGCGGUAAGAAAGGAAAAAAGAUCAAGGGAAAGAAUUUAAAAGCUGAGGAGGUAGUAGAAGAGGAAGAGGAAGAAGAAGAGGGAGAUGAUGAAGGUGCAAACGGGCCGGAUGAUUUUGUUCGCUGCAUCUGCGGUGCUACAAAAGAAGAAGACGAUGACGAAGGCAUGCAAUGGGUCGCUUGCGAUACAUGCGGUGCCUGGCAGCAUCAGGAUUGCAUGAUGCUGGACACCCAACCGUGGCCUGCCGAGCGCGACUACUAUUGCGAACAGUGCAAACCAGAGGCGCACAAGGGCCUGCUUGCUGCUAUCGACAGAGGGGAGAGACCCUGGGAACAUAUAGCCCGUCUAGCACCUAAGACAAAGGGUAAAAAGAAGGGCGCCAAGGCAGCAAACUCUAAGGCCCGUCUAAGUGAGGCAGCCUCAGCCAAAGCUGAGGAUAUAGGAACUCCGAAGCCUGGCAAAACAUCAGCUAAAGGAACACCUGUCCCUCCAGCGAAAGCUACGACGCCAGCAGCGGCCAACGGCGCCUCGAGAAGCACUUCGGCCCCAAAGACCUCCGUAGAGGCACCUGCACAGUCAAAACGCAAACGCGCAUCUGAUGUCAAGGAUGCUGGGCCUACAGAGAAACGCCUCAAGUCCGAGACACAAUCGACCAAUGCGUCAACAUAUUCCAUUAACUCGCUCCCAGGCCCGCGACAAAAACUUAUUAAGCCACUGUCUGACAUCAUCCAAAAGCAGGUUGGCGAUCUUGUUCAGACUCGGAAGAUCAAUUUACCACCUGGACUGACCAACGCCUCCUAUUCUGAUGGUAUAGCGCUCCAAAUUGAUCACGCUCUUGCCGCGGUACAGGGUGACCUCGAGGGCAAGGAUAGUGCAUACUUUCAACAAUGGCAAAGUCUCAAGUUCAACAUGAGCAAUAACAUGGAUAUAUUAUACAAGCUUUUGACCCAGGAAUACUCGCCAGAAGUUCUCGCACAGAUGUCUUCCGAGGAUAUGCUGAAUGAGGAGCGUAAGAAGGAGAACGCAGCGCUGAGGGAGGCUGCUGAGAAGCAGUCAGUCAUGAUUCAUGAAGAUGGCCCACGAAUCCGGAAGACACACAAGGGGGAUGAAUACAUCGGUGGCGAAGAAGUUCAGCGUCAGAAAUCCCCACUUCCGCCCCCGAUCCAUCGAGAUAACGAUGUGGUGGACGAACGAACGGGAGUCGACAGUGGUAUCGUCGAGCAGACUGUGGGAGAUCGUCAAGCGUUGACCGUCGACACUGGUGCCUUACCUGGAUCACCACGCGCAGCAAGACAGGCCUCGGGUACCUUCGAUAUCAACAACGUUUACAGCAAGAUAGGCUCACCGAAUGACAUUAAUCGUAGGCCCUCAGAGGCUUUCCGGCGCCAGAGUUCUGCUGUCACCCCUGCGACACCCACGCCUCCGACGAAAGACGAGGAUAUUGACCGCUUGCUCCGUGUCGACGAACCAACCGAAUCAGACUACACCAAUAAUCCGGAUAUUAAAUGGGUCGGUAAUGUGGUCAUGGCACCCAUACAUAAUUACCAUGCAUGCGGACGUCACAUAGCUGGUGCUGAUCUUGGACAAAAGCUCGACUGGAAACAAGUCAUCCCAGAGACCCCUGAGAUCCGCGGCCGUAUAGAUCCGACUCGAGCAAACGAUUACAUUGCAAGUCUACGGACUAGUAAUUGUACAGACGUCAGCGUUAUCAACCUAACGCCAGUCGACAAUGAGUCAUUCGAGCAGAAAGACAAGAUUUGUAGCUAUUUCCUCGAUCGCGACCGCUGGGGUGUCGUUCACAAUGCACCCAGAGACAAGGAUCCCGAUUCCCCCGUGCGAGACCUAUACAUCAUUCCAGUAAAAGCCGAUGCAAUGCAAUUGCCCCUGUUCAUGGAUAUGCUCGAACACUGCACAAUAUCUGCGCCGCCUGAGGAGAAUCUUCUACUUCUCUGCAUCAUCGCCCGUACUGCCACUCCUACAGUAAGCGCAGAUGCUACACCUAUGGACGCUCCCUCUGCGACACCAACUCACGCUGCAAGUCUUCCGCCUUCUGGAGUGGGUUCUCUGACAGGUCCUAUGCCAACGCCUCAAUAUUCACCCAUGGUUGGGCAGACCCCUGGGGCGCCGGUAUCGUUUGGAACUCCUACUCCUACUCCACUUGCUCACAUUGGUCCUGUAGGGUCGGCCUCUGCAUUGAAUAUUUUAGGUACCCUAUUCACGACGACGGUGGCACAGAAAAUACUCGCGGCAGAUCCGUCACCAGCAGAGGAUAUGCUAAGAAACCUAAAGCAGAUUAUGGAAUCGUACCCGGAGACGAGAGAAGAUAUGUCGAAACUCAUGGAGCACGUACAAAAUCAUAAAGGUCGUGCAUAAGAGCCGUUGAUGAAGACGUCUUUUCGGGUGGCUUUUUGGGCGGCAUGAUAAUGACUCUUGAAUGCUGCAAACUCUGAUGUGGCUGAGGUCCUCGUUGGGGUCCUACAGCUUAAACCUUUGUUACUCAUACCCCUAUUCGCACGACUGCAUGUGGUUAUCGGAGGCGGAACGUGGUCAUUCGUACACGAAUUGCAAUUUUUUGGACGUGCCAUCGUCUUCUGCGCUGUAUGCCGAAGCACCUUGUUUACUUGUUUCAUACCGUUUGGUAGAUCUUUCACACUUGAGGGCAGGACAUGCGUUUUGAUCAAACUACCUUACUUCACGCACAGCCAUAAAAUGUGCAGCCAGAUCAGACUCUCGAGUUUGUUACGAGCGAUAGCCUGUCACAGCAAAGAUAUUAUACUGAUGAAUCCAUGCAAAAUCACACAAUGCGAAC